This is a messenger RNA of Gorilla gorilla gorilla (western lowland gorilla), 1946 nucleotides long. It is a transcript of the gene IL33R, whose product is annotated as interleukin 1 receptor like 1. Gene Ontology annotation, molecular function: interleukin-33 binding; interleukin-1 receptor activity. The record is from RefSeq and is a predicted model, not a curated record. Gene Ontology annotation, biological process: signal transduction. The transcript has 11 exons. The coding region runs from base 221 to 1891 and encodes 556 amino acids. NCBI's taxonomy places the organism in Eukaryota, Metazoa, Chordata, Mammalia, Primates, Hominidae.
UUGGCUUUCCGAGUUGUGAAACUGUGGACAGAAAGUUGAGGAAGAAAGAACUCAAGUACAACCCAAUGACGUUGAGAUAUAGGCUACUCUUCCCAACUCAGUCUUGAAGAGUAUCACCAACUGCCUCAUGUGUGGUGACCUUCACUGUCAUAUGCCAGUGACUCAUCUGGAGUAAUCUCAACAACCAGUUACCAAUACUUGCUCUUGAUUGAUAAACAGAAUGGGGUUUUGGAUCUUAGCAAUUCUCACAAUUCUCAUGUAUUCCACAGCAGCAAAGUUUAUUAAACAAUCAUGGGGCCUGGAAAAUGAGGCUUUAAUUGUAAGAUGUCCUAGACAAGGAAAACCUAGUUACACCGUGGAUUGGUAUUACUCACAAACAAACAAAAGUAUUCCCACUCAGGAAAGAAAUCGUGUGUUUGCCUCAGGCCAACUUCUUAAGUUUCUACCAGCUGAAGUUGCUGAUUCUGGUAUUUAUAUCUGUAUUGUCAGAAGUCCCACAUUCAAUAGGACUGGAUAUGCGAAUGUCACCAUAUAUAAAAAACAAUCAGAUUGCUAUGUUCCAGAUUAUUUGAUGUAUUCAACAGUAUCUGGAUCAGAAAAAACUUCCAAAAUUUAUUGUCCUACCAUUGACCUCUACAAUUGGACAGCACCUCUUGAGUGGUUUAAGAAUUGUCAGGCUCUUCAAGGAUCAAGGUACAGGGCGCACAAGUCAUUUUUGGUCAUUGAUAAUGUGAUGACUGAGGACGCAGGUGAUUACACCUGUAAAUUUAUACACAAUGAAAAUGGAGCCAAUUAUAGUGUGACGGCGACCAGGUCCUUCACGGUCAAGGAUGAGCAAGGCUUUUCUCUGUUUCCAGUAAUCGGAGCCCCUGCACACAAUGAAAUAAAGGAAGUGGAAAUUGGAAAAAACGCAAACCUAACUUGCUCUGCUUGUUUUGGAAAAGGCACUCAGUUCUUGGCUGCCGUCCUGUGGCAGCUUAAUGGAACAAAAAUUACAGACUUUGGUGAACCAAGAAUUCAACAAGAGGAAGGGCAAAAUCAAAGUUUCAGCAAUGGGCUGGCUUGUCUAGACAUGGUUUUAAGAAUAGCUGACGUGAAGGAAGAGGAUUUAUUGCUGCAGUACGACUGUCUGGCCCUGAAUUUGCAUGGCUUGAGAAGGCACACCGUAAGACUAAGUAGGAAAAAUCCAAUUGAUCAUCAUAGCACCUACUGCAUAAUUGCAGUAUGUAGUGUAUUUUUAAUGCUAAUCAAUGUCCUGGUUAUCAUCCUAAAAAUGUUCUGGAUUGAGGCCACUCUGCUCUGGAGAGACAUAGCUAAACCUUACAAGACUAGGAAUGAUGGAAAGCUCUAUGAUGCUUAUGUUAUCUACCCACGGAACUACAAAUCCAGUACAGAUGGGGCCAGUCGUGUAGAGCACUUUGUUCACCAGAUUCUGCCUGAUGUUCUUGAAAAUAAAUGUGGCUAUACCUUAUGCAUUUAUGGGAGAGAUAUGCUACCUGGAGAAGAUGUAGUCACUGCAGUGGAAACCAACAUACGAAAGAGCAGGCGGCACAUUUUCAUCCUGACCCCUCAGAUCACUCACAACAAGGAGUUUGCCUACGAGCAGGAGGUUGCCCUGCACUGUGCCCUCAUCCAGAACGACGCCAAGGUGAUACUUAUUGAGAUGGAGGCUCCGAGCGAGCUGGACAUGCUGCAGGCUGAGGCGCUUCAGGACUCCCUCCGGCAUCUUAUGAAAGUACAGGGGACCAUCAAGUGGAGGGAGGACCACAUUGCCAAUAAAAGGUCCCUGAAUUCAAAAUUCUGGAAGCACGUGAGGUACCAAAUGCCUGUGCCAAGCAAAAUUCCCAGAAAGGCCUCUAGUUUGACUCCCUUGGCUGCCCAAAAGCAAUAGUGCCUGCUGUGAUGUGCAAAGGCAUCUGAGUUUGAAGCUUUCCUGACUUCUCCUA